CCUCUCUCAGGAAUUUCGGUACAAGAGUAUCUGAACUAUUUUCGCGAAAAAAGAAAGAAGUCGCCAAGGAAGCUGAAGACGGUGCAGAUCAGAUUGAGAAAGUAAUCGACAAGAAAACCAACGAAGCUGCCGAGUUAGCUGAAGAAGUCAAAAAAGAUGGGAAAAACUUUGCAAAUGAUAUUGAAUAUGAAUAUUAUUAUCAAACAGCUGAUCAGAAAUGGCGGGAAACAGAAGCAGCUGUCGCUCAGAAAGUCAGAGAGACGGAAGAAGCUGCUGAAGCUAAGAGGAAGGCACUUGCAGAAGGAUUAAGGAAUACUGCGCAAAACAUUGACACUAAAAUCAAACAAACAGAAAGCGCUGUUCAACAAAAGGCAAAGGAGGCUGCUGAUGCGGCAGAAGCUAAGAAAAGAUCGUUAGCAGAAGGAGCGCUUACUGCCGCUCAAAGUAUUGAUAACAAAAUAAAAGAAACUGGGGAAGCUAUACAACGAACUGCUCGUGCAGCGUCUGAGGAAGCCGAGGCUAAGAAAAAAGCUCUUGCUGAAGGUGUCCAACAGACAGUUCGAAAUGUCGACAACAAAAUAAAAGAAACCGAAGAUAAAAUUGGAAACAAGGCUCGAGAAGCAGCCGAUGCAGCAGAAGCUAAGCGGCGAGCACUAGCAGAAGGCGUGCAGAACGCUGCUCAUAAUGUCGAUAACAAACUUAAAGAAACAGUAGAAGCGGCCGAAGCAAAAAGACAAGACAUAAUCCAAGGCACCCAGAACGUAGCUAGAAACAUCGACAACAAGCUUAGAGAAACUGAAGAUGUUUUGGCAAGAAAAGCUCGUGAAGCAACUGAAGCAGCGGAGGCUAAAAAGAGGGAACUUGCAGCAGGUGUUCAGAACGUAGCUCAUAAUGUUGAUAACAAAAUUCAUGAAGCGAAAAAUGCAGCAGAUGCCAAGAAACGUGAUCUUGUCGAAGGAGCCCAAAAUCUCGCUAGAAAUAUAGAUAGCAAAGUUCAUGAAACGGCAGAGGCUACUGAAGCUAAAAAAAGAGAAUUGAUUGAAGGGGCGCAGAACUUUACAAGAAGCAUCGACAAUAAAAUUCACGAGACAUCCGAAGCAGCUGAAGCUAAAAGACGAGAACUUGCUGCAGGAGCUCAGCAUUUGGCACAGAACGUAGCGCGAACAGUCGAUAACAAGGUGCAAGAAACAGCAGAAGCAGCUGAAGCGAAGAGGAAGGCCUUAGCAGAAGGAGCACUGAACGCCGCUAGAAACGUUGAUAACAGACUUCAUGAAACUGCUAGAGCAGCUGAAGCAAAGAAAGAUGAACUCGCCGAGGGAGCGAAAAAUUUUGCAGUAAAUGCAGCUAGAAACAUUGAUAACAAGCUACAUGAAUCCACCGAGGCAGCAGACGAGAAAAGAAGGCAGUUGGUUCAAGGUGCACAUAAUUUGGAGAAGGCAGCCCAAGAUAAACUCAACCAAGCAGCAUAUAAUAUCAAUACUGGAUUUCACAAUGCCGAAAUUUCAAUGGAUAAUAAGUUACGAGAAGCAGCCCAUAAAACGGAAAAUACGCUUCAGCAAGGAGCUGAUAAUUUACAAAAUGCCUUUGAUAAUACUGUCAAACAUACAAACAAUUUUGCCAAUCAACAGAAACAACAGAUGCAGGGUGGACUGCAACACUUUGGCCAGACCGUUGAUAACAAAAUGAUGGAAACUGGAAGAUUAAUGGACAACAAACUGCAGCAAGGAUUGAACUUACUUGAUGAUACCAGAAAUAAUCUUAACGAAGAUUUAGACGAGAGUAAUAAAAGAGCACAUGCCGGUCUCGAUGAAGCAACUGAUAUGGCUGCCAAUAUUUUCGGAAAGAGCCUAUUACCCCAAAAAUAAAAUGAUAGCGGAAACCUCUCAGAAAAAUACUUUAAAAAAUUAUUAUGACCUCGUAGUUUCGCGAUUAUCUCUUGAUUUACAAAUGCAGAAAAAUGUACGCUUUUCAGCUAUUGCUAUAAGUAUUACUUGAUAAAUCAUCGUCAAUUACCUGGUCCAAAGAUUGAUAUUAUUUGUUAUUACAUUGUAUGCUUCGUUAGUUCAUUGAGUAGAUUUAAUGUUUAUGAUUCAGUGUUGCGUCCAGUAGAUGUAUACGUUUCAUUUGUAUAAACUAACCCUAGAAAUUAUGAAUGUAUAUUUGAUCUUAUUCAUUACUUUGUCAAUAUUUCGGAAAUAAGACUCAAAUUCGUUAUUUUGAAACCCAAAAAGUUUUUUUUCUAAAUUGAAUAAAUUUAGUAGAAAUUCGCAAAAUUUUAUUUAAAAAAAAUAGCUUGAUUGAAAAUAUUUCAUUCACAUCAUUAACAAUGGGCAAAUUAUUUCAUGUGUACCCAGUGAUUCAUUUCUAUAUUCACUCGCAAUAGUAAAUGGAUUUGAACAAUGAACUUAGAUGUGACCAAAACGUAAUUAUUGAAUGUUGUUACAUAUGGUUUUAACGAACGGAAGAAAUAUGUGCCUAACUUUGUGGUAUCGAAUAGUGUAUUUUGGUAUUCCUAGAGUAUGGUCUUUAUAAAUAAAUAUGUAGAUACCAAACUCUCAUUCAACAAAUCCAAGAGUGAAAAGCGAAUAGUUCACUGACUCACAUUUUCUGUAGGUAAUACAUCUAUUUUUUAUACAGAUUCUAAUGUGCAAAGCAAAUAUUUUGCUAGUUAUUUAUUAUUCAGGAUUGCAUGAUAUUGUUGAUACAUUUUUUUAAUAUUUUUUAAUGAAUUGUUUUUAAUGUCUAUAAGAAUAAAGAAAACCAUUCUAGACUUUCA
Leptinotarsa decemlineata (Colorado potato beetle) is the source of this 2776-nucleotide messenger RNA. RefSeq lists its product as uncharacterized. The record is from RefSeq and is a predicted model, not a curated record. NCBI's taxonomy places the organism in Eukaryota, Metazoa, Arthropoda, Insecta, Coleoptera, Chrysomelidae.